Chenopodium quinoa (quinoa) is the source of this 1380-nucleotide messenger RNA. RefSeq lists its product as uncharacterized. The transcript has 8 exons. The record is from RefSeq and is a predicted model, not a curated record. Bases 247 to 1173 code for a protein of 308 amino acids. NCBI's taxonomy places the organism in Eukaryota, Viridiplantae, Streptophyta, Magnoliopsida, Caryophyllales, Amaranthaceae.
GCCAAAACCACUUCCAUAGAUUUACACUUUCAUUUAUCGUUUAAAAAAAAUAAAAAGAAAAGUUACAUCUUCAAUUUGAUGCAAUUCUUAGGUAUGCACUUUUGGAUUUUAUUUUUUUUUUAAAAAAAAGAGAGAGAAAAAAGAAAAGAAAAAGAAAAAGAAAAAACUGACCUUAGAAUUUGAUACGUUAAACUUACUAGUAGAACAAAUGUUGAGUGGUGAGUCAAAAGAAAUAUUACGUAGAAAAUGACAGUAUUCUCGUCAUUUCUCACUCUCAAUUCUCAAAUUCAAUUACUUCCUCAAAUCCCUUCAAAAUCUAUCUUAAUCCCAACUCCUAAAUCCAUCAUUAGCACUAAUAAAAAAAAUAAUCCAUUCACCCAUCUUGUUGUUAGCACUAAUUUUAAUCGAAAUCAGACGAUUAUGGCUGCUUCUUCAUUCUCAUCAUCCAUUUCAACUGAUCAAUUUAAGCCUUUUCAGCUUGAUGUAAUGUCAGAUUUUUAUGCGAUUUCCUCUCCUAGAGGAUAUAUCUCCAUUUGCGGAUUUGGGUCUCUUCUUUCUGAGAGGAGUGCAAGAAGUACAUUUCCUGAAUUGUCUAACUUUAGGAUAGCGCGAUUGAAAGGUUUUAGGAGGGUUUUUGCUCAUGUCGCUCCUAUCUUCUUCGAACGUGGCAUUGCAAAGCCUGAGACCAAGGAGAUCUCAAGUUUAAGUGUGGAGCCUUGUGAAGGAGAGGAGCUCAUAGUUACUGUGUUUGAAAUUCAAAAGUCAGAGGUGCCUUAUUUUAUGGAGAGGGAGCUUGAGUUCCGAUUUUUAGCUGUCCUGCCAGAAACAAUAAAAGGGAAGCCUUUUGAGAAUCCAGCGGUUCUCUGUACUCGAUACAGUGAUGAGGAAUUUUUCAAUGUAAGAUGUAAAGGAAGUAAAGAAGUAUACCAUCAGCAUUAUGGGCAAUAUAACAUAGAUAAAAUAUGGAGGGAUGAUGUUUUUCCUUGUCGAAAUUAUCUGCGCCAUUGUGUUUUAGCAGCAAAGAAUCUUGGAGAUGCAGCUUACAACAAUUUCUUAGAUCAUACAUACCUUGCUGAUUGUCAGACAACCAUUCGUCAGUACCUGGCAACAGCAGGUGCAGGUAUAAUGGAAGAGGAGCCUCCAGAAUCCCUGAAGACUCGUUAUGGUGGUUGAGCUGAUCAGGAUAAUACGACCCAAUAGCAUUUAUAAUUUAUUUAAAACUGUAUUCGAUUAGGAUCCGUAACUUUAGGUUUGGGAACUUGCAAAAUCUGAGCAGUGUAACAGUGUAAAACUUAUUUCUUGUGGAUAGAACAUACUGUUAGGCAUUUAACCACAUUAAACGCUUAAAAUGUCAUAAUAAAUCAGACGUUUUCAUAUGCA